Molecule: messenger RNA, 1504 nt
Organism: Corticium candelabrum
Lineage: Eukaryota; Metazoa; Porifera; Homoscleromorpha; Homosclerophorida; Plakinidae
Product: tRNA (adenine(58)-N(1))-methyltransferase non-catalytic subunit TRM6-like
Exons: 9
Coding region: 9-1286 (425 amino acids)
Biological process (GO): tRNA methylation
Cellular component (GO): nucleus; tRNA (m1A) methyltransferase complex
Source: RefSeq, a predicted model, not a curated record
CGCGCAAUAUGGCGUGUAUCUCUUCACAAGAUAUCGUGUUUCUACGCAGUGACAGAGGUUUUGUGCGAACUGCGAGGGCAAACGAGAAGAAAGUCGCUUUAGGAAAAACGAGUUUUAGCCUUGAAGGAGCAAUAGGAAAACCUUAUGGGACGACGUUCGAAAUAGACAGGUCGCGUUUAGUUCCCACAGUGAACGAAUCAUCGAGUUCGACGCUUUUGGAAGGCUUUGAGAGUGGCAUUGACAACAAAGACAUCUACGACGAUGGUCAAGCACAGAGAUUGAAUCGAGACGAGAUCACUGCAUUGAAACAGGAGGGGGCGUCAGCCAAGGAGAUUGUCGAACAGUUGAUGGAAAACAGUUCGACGUUCAAAGAGAGAACGGAGUAUUCUCAAGCCAAAUACAUCAAGAGAAAGUUGAUAAGGCAUCGACCUCGUGUGACCAUCGUGCGACCAUCUACUCGUCUCGUGUGUGAAAUGUGUUGGACAAGAAGUCCGUCUAAAUCACUGUAUAUGCGUGUGGAUACUCUGGCUCAAAUGUUGACUAUUGCAAAUGUGCAUUCUGGGUGUAACGUCAUGCUGGUUGAAUCAUGUCAGGGUUUACUGACUGGAGCAGUGCUGGAGAGACUGGGUGGUUGUGGACGGCUCAUUCAGAUUACACACAACGAGAUUGUUGUUCGUCCUGCUCUUGAUGCUCUUCACCUGAGUGAUGAUGUCAGGAAGGUAUUAAUGGACAUACAAUUAAAGGAACUUGAUAAGUUUGGUGGGAAGUUGGAAGCCGGAGUGACUGUAGACGUGAUCAAAGGCAGUAAUGAGACUUGUGAGGAACAUUGUAUUGAAGGAGUUAGGGAUGAGAAGGCAAGAGAAGUUGAUGAUCAAGAAAUAUUGGGGAGGAAGAGAAGGAAGCUGACAUUUGAGGAGAAGGCGGCCAAGAGGAAAGCAAGGACAGAGCACAUAGAGACUGUGAACCGCAUCCUAAUGGAACAGAAGAUGGACAGUCUUAUUGUUGCCUCCAAGUACCACCCAUGGCCUAUAGUCUCAUCUCUGUUGGACUACAUUGCACCAUCAAGGCAAAUAGUGAUCUACAGCCAACAUCAGGAACCAUUGGUUGAGUGUUACUCCAACUUGCGUAGCACUGGGUGUGUCGUUAACUGGAAAUUAAGCGAUACUUGGUUUCGACAUUAUCAGGUUCUACCUCAACGAACACAUCCCAUGGUCAACAUGAGUGCCACAGGCGGCUACAUUCUAUCAGCAACUACUGUUGCAAGCUCACAAGCGUGUAGUGUGUAAACAAAAGGAAUACAAAUCGGAUUAUCAUGACGUCAUACAUCCAUAAUUUCUUCUCAUUCGGUUGUUUGUUUGACAUCUUUUCAAGAUGCUUGAAUAGUUGACAUUUUGAAAAGAACAUUUGGUGUGGUUGAUAAGAAUGUUGUACCAUCUGUGUCGAUGUGGGAGACAGACAACAUGUAGAUUAGUCAUGAGGAAUACAUGAUGUGAUGUAUAGUUGA